Molecule: messenger RNA, 444 nt
Organism: Coccidioides immitis RS
Lineage: Eukaryota; Fungi; Ascomycota; Eurotiomycetes; Onygenales; Onygenaceae
Exons: 3
Coding region: 1-444 (147 amino acids)
Source: RefSeq, a predicted model, not a curated record
AUGAAAGAGUUAGGGAACCCACGCUACCAUUGCAAAUACAAGCGGAUGCGAGAUAGGGGAACUAUCCCUGUCAAGGGUGGCUUUUACUCAUAUCCUUUGCACAUGGGCCUCUCUCUCUCUCCCUCUCUCAAGUUGAGCUGGAUGCACCGUUCUCUUCCCUGCAACAUGGCGGUAACUUCUAGGUAUGACGAUGGGAAAAUUUAUAAUCCUGAUAGCAACCAAGGACUGUCACCAGGCAAGGAUCCUGGCCCUAGAACAAGCUUCCUCCACUUAUCGAUUCGUGUAAACUUGAAUCAAGUCUUGUUUUCGGGUUUGGGACCGACAGAUCACUGUGAGAACUGUUUUGUUCCAGGUUUGUCCCAAGAUAUGCCCAGGGAGAUAAAGCGGGCUUUCAGAAAUAUGGCCCACAGUGAACUUAGUCAUACAGAAGUCCGAGCAAGAUAA